AUGAACAAUUUUCAGCUAGAGCAAGCUGGUGCGUCAAGGUGGCGUCUGAAAGAGGAACUGCCGGCAGCCAUAUUCACGACUGGUCAGACCGGUACGUUAACAUCAACCGAUAAACAGCAGCAUUCUAUGAAAACGUCAUCUCAGCUCCAACUCACCUCAUCAAGUGUAUGUCAAGGAUGUAUAGAAAUCAAGAAAGAAGUGGACGAAAUGAAGCAGCACUUCGAACGGAAUAUUCAAGCGUUAAUGUCUCAGAUGUGUUCGGUGAAUGCCAACGAAACAUCACCAUUAUCGAGCAGUCGAGUAACUCCAUCGCUACCUCGCAAGCAUACAGCUGCUUCGACGCCUGAAUGUCCCGUUGCACUCAGACCUAUGCCUACAUGUACCGUUCCAUCUCCAUUCGUUCACUGGAAUCCUUGGCUGCUGUCGUCAGCCGUACCGCCAACAAGUCCUACUGUUCCAUCGUUGUCACUUCCAGAUUCAUUGCACUUAGAUUCUUCAUCGAAACAAUGGAGCGAAUUGUCGCAUGUCGAUCCAGUUGGGCUGGAAGGAAGUGAAUCGUCAUCAGUAUCCUCAGCAGCAAGUACAAGAAUCAUGGUUGCUAGCCCUGAGCGAACAACACCAGCGAGCUUGAUAAAUAAUGCAACUUCGAAAUUUGAUCCAAUUUCAUCGACGUUGAACAAUCCGACGUUAUUAUUUCAACAUCAUCUUUUACAGCAGUUACUUGCUGCAAAUGCUCAAAAUACUGCUUCUUCGCAUUUAGCUCAACAACAUACUUUAAGACAACAUUCGAAUGAUCUAACCCAACAACAACACCUUGUUACAAGCACCGUUGAUAAAGCGGUGUCCAGCAACCAAUUCAUACCCCCUUUGGAGACACUGAUGAAUCAAACUCAAAAUCAGCAGCACUUCAGUCAUCAACAACAACGACUUGUUCAGCAGUUAUUCUCAAAUGUACAAAAUCAACAGCCAUCAACAUUAGUUCAUCAUCAUCAUCAUCCCCAACAAAAACAAACAACACCUUCAGUCAUAUCGAAUGAACGAAAGAAGCCGGUAUCGGAUGAUUUUGUGAAAUCGAUUCGUCAAAAGGGGGUUAGCAAAAGCAGUGUUUUAAAUAUCAAAAUCCCGGUGCCACAAGCGUACGUAUGUGAUCCAGAUUUUGUACCGGUCAGUGAAGAGCAAAUUAUACAGCAGUUCCAUCAGAAUCGUCGUUGUGAUGAUGACAUAAGGAAAGCGAUGACAUUUCUAUCGAAAAUGCUUGCUGAAAAACGAGUAUUUGGUACGAAAUUAAUGGCACAAACAACUGUGGCUGGUCCUAAUCAUUCCACCUAUAAAAAUCUACCUGAAGAAGGGAUCCAUUACAUCGCUUAUGUUUGCCGUAACGUAAUGCUUCAUCGUAUUCCGAACGAGAAUGAAUUCUGGGAGGUAUUUCGUGAUGUGACACGUAAAUUGGCAGCUAGAUGCCGACGUGUACGUCAUUCAAAGAAGACCAGGUGUGAGGCCGCGAACGAACAAUCCAACACAACAGUUCGUAUUCGCGACUGUAAUGCUAGUUGUAUUGAUAAUCAGCAUCACCGUCUCACUUCUGAGUCUAUUCGAAAUGCCUCACAUACACAUCUUUCUAAUUCACCACCAUUCAAAUCUGCUGGAAUCGGUGUUGUAGCGGCACCAUGA
Anisakis simplex (herring worm) is the source of this 1671-nucleotide messenger RNA. The record is from the annotation of a GenBank genome assembly. Lineage: Eukaryota; Metazoa; Nematoda; Chromadorea; Rhabditida; Anisakidae.